Molecule: messenger RNA, 4504 nt
Organism: Betta splendens (Siamese fighting fish)
Lineage: Eukaryota; Metazoa; Chordata; Actinopteri; Anabantiformes; Osphronemidae
Product: tumor necrosis factor receptor superfamily member 13B
Exons: 5
Coding region: 3078-3923 (281 amino acids)
Cellular component (GO): plasma membrane
Source: RefSeq, a predicted model, not a curated record
AGUUUAAAGAGCUCUCGUCAGCAUCAGUACGUCUCUGGUACUGGCUGCUUCCUGUUUGCUGUACACAGGUAAGGGCUAAACUAGGAUUCACUGGGUUGUUAAAUCUAGCUUGCAGCAAACAAGUUAUUGCAUUAUUAGCGUCAGUGAAAGCAGCUCAGUGCACAGUGUUGCUCAUAAAUAAACAAUAAUUACAAUCUUAAGGCUUAAAAAGCCUCCUAGUGGCGCGAUCAUAAAAUAUCAUAAAAUGCACCACGUUCUCGGUCAGCUCUGACAGAUUAACGACCUACUGUGGCUAGAAUCCCACUCAAAUGUCAGGACGUUACAGACAACAUCCAAAUCACCUGCAGUGAAAGUCAGGUUUUAGCCAACAGUCGCCGCGACUUUCCUUCAUUUCAACUCUAAUACUUCUCCAGCCGGACUCGCCGCCGUGUGACUCACGGCUCGAUUUGCACUGCAGAGGACUCGCUUCCACUGGGAUAACAAGAAGUUUGGGGGGGGGGGGGUUGUUUCAAUAACCACACAGAGAAAAAUUACCUUUGGAAAUCUGCCGUGAUAAAACAGACUCCGGGUAACGCAAAGUUAAAGGAACUAGGCCAGACUACAAGCAGUACAAGCAUCUUAAAGGUCCCCCAUGAAGAACAGCUGAAUUCUGGGACAGGAUCUCACUUCUAACAUACUUGAGUCCUAGAAAAGUACCAGAAUGUCUAAUGGGGGGAUUUUAAUAGAUUUUAUAUGACGCUGAAGGUGAAGACUUAGCAGCUGUUCGCCUGGCGUUCGCCUCCAUAUGCUGCAGGCUGCCUCCACCUGCUGGUCGAACGCUGCUGCUGUGGCGACAGCGGCCGCCUUAAAUCAAACCGUCCCCACGCGCCCUGGUUCCUCAGCAGACGCAUCAGAUUUCCUGUCGGGACGAUGUUCAGCGACGUGGAAACGCUGUCCAACAUGCAGCUCCUCGCUGUGACUGUGAGUUUUGCAUGAAUGACUGAUUUAGUCAUGAUAUGGUCAUUUUUGCUUCUUCUGUUUUUCUUUUUUUUACUUACACGUGAACAGGCUUCCUUUUCUCAGAAUUUGACUAGCCAUCUGCAGAGCAGCUAUUCUGGGUGUUCAGGUUUCUGAAGGAGGCGUGUGAUCCAGCCCUUUCACCGUCUUUGACCUCUUCUGACCCACAUUGUGAAGAUGCUCGACGUCUUCAUGUGAGGAAAUUAAUACCCGUUCAUUCGGCUUUCACUCACUUUCCAUAUUUCAGCAGAAUCAUUAGCUUUGGCCUAAUUGUUCCAUACGAAACCAAGAAACAUUUCAUGCAGACAAACACUAAACAUUCCACGUAGUUCGUCAUCAUCUGAUUUACUUUUUGGCGUUGAGUGUGACUCAACAUGGAGCCAAGUCUUCCUCAAAGGUACCUUCCCUCUUCCCCUUUUUGCCAUUCAUAAUGUACAUCUAGAACCUAAUAACAUCUAGUGGCUGUAAUGAUGCCUUGGACCAGACCUGGUUCUGAUGCCUUGGUUACACCAAUGUCUUUGUUCCAUUAUACCAAGACUAACGCUAGCAGGUUUUCCUUGUUAACCAUGCGAUCGUGCCACUUUAUUAGGCCUUCAACCGCCCGGCUAUGUGCUAUCAUACGAUGCAAUAGGUGUGACCCCUGUUGUUGAUAGCUCAGCUCAUCUCUUGCUUUCUAAAUGCGUGUUCAGCGCCACAGAUGCACCUGUUGUUCUCAGCUAAAUCAGCGGGUAGUAAAACAGAACUAACACCUUUUAAUGACUUUUCACCGCAUCAUUUCCGGCGGCUUCCAGCAGCUGCAGCCAGCGUGAAAGGCGCUGAGUAGGACAAGACUUUAGGGAAACCGCUGGACGGAGUAACAAAGCGAGGUGAGCCUCGAGUCGCCUUCAGAUCCCUUCUAGUCUGCUCACUCUGAAUGUGGACAUCCAGAGCAACGCGGCCCAACUCCUUGUGUGCGAUUCCUCGCUGAGCGCAAGGUGCGAUUCCAACCGGUUUCGCACUGAUGUGAAGGAAGUGAACUUAGUCACAUCUUCUGAAUUUACUACGGCCUGCACUGAUAACCAGCAGCGGUGAGUCACUAAGGUGAGUCAGGUUCAACUUACUGAAGAUCACACCAAAGAGUCAUCAUUUUUGUCACUGUGUUUCAGAAUGAGGCAUUAGCUUCUAAAUAUUUGUUUUAUAAUUUAUCCCUUUAGACAUUUUCCUUCCUUAUUUCUUAGAGAAACAGUAGAAUAUAUUGAAGUCCAUCUUAAUGAAUGAUCAUUUUUUGUGAGAGUUGAUAAGAGAAGCUAACGGUUUACAUAAAAUAAAUAAAGCAGCUUCAAUAACAUUUGCAGUUUCUACAGUUGGUUUGUCCUUUUAGGGGUCACGUGAAUGCCGGAGUCCAUUGCAGCUGUCAAUCAGGCAAGAGGCGGGGUUCUGGACAGGUCACCAGUCAAUCAUAGAAAUAAGGGCGCCUCUUUUCAAUAUGUAGGGAUGGUAUUAGCCAGAUGAAGAGCAGGGCCACGAUAUGCUUCGAGCUAAGUUCAAGUGAUCAGUUCGUCUGUGCCAACUAUCACUGAGUCUGCUAGAGGUGCAGACCUCUGGACUUUGCACCCGGGGUUUGGUCUUGAACCGAUGAUACAGCAGGAAAAGUGUAAACUAUGUCAACCUAUGUCAAUUCACACGGGUGAAUUUCUGUCAAGUCCUAUGGAAAAUAGCAGUCAGGACUUUCCUGAGGAGAACAGGAUCAUGAGCUGCUUCAGUCUUUGUUUCAGACCCACUAAUAAUAACAACAGGAACCAUAGCUUUUUGAAAACCUAAGUGGAAAAUGUGAACUAAAGGUGAGUGAGUCUAAACGUCACCACUUCAUUCUCUGUUUCUGCUCUGUUGAAGCUGUAAAGGCCCAAUUUUAAUGUGUAUGGAAGUGUCUUACUAUUAGUUGGUUUGUGCUGAUUGUCCUGUGAUUUAGUACUGUAUGUGCUACAGUAUGUGGGGGGAUGCUCCUCACACACACACACACACACACACACACACACACACACACACACACACACACACACACAGCGGGGAAGUCCCACAACAGACAGUGAGGUCAUACUCAAAUGAGCUCCCAUGUUGAAAUACAGGCUUGGCUCAUUCGCGUCUGCAGACCGAGGAUCCUCCCGCCGCUGCUUCAUCUCGCCAGGUCACCGGGGCUGAUGGGUAAAAAGUGUUGCGAGGGCAAACACUGGGACGGUCUGCUCAAGAAAUGCGUGGAGUGCCGUCUGACCUGCCAGGAAACGCACAUGAACAGCAGAUGCAUCAGCUACUGCAAGUCGCUUCAAUGCAAGGCCACGCCGGGACACUACUACGACCUGCUGCUGAAGAAAUGCAUGAGGUGCUCUGACAUCUGCGGCAGACAUCCGGCCGAGUGCUCCCAGCACUGCCAGACGUCCACGGCCCCCGUGACCGGCGGCGCGUUGACGGCCGAGGUAACGGGCGUGAAGGCUUCCAGAGACCUGUCCGUGACGACGGGACUAGAACCCCCCGGUAUCUGGAUGUAUCCGCUGCUGGCCCUGUGCGUUGUGCUGGUGGUUGCCAGCUUGUCCGCAGCCCUGGCGGUGUUCCCGAGAAGAGCCAGGAAGGGGGCCUCGAACCCAGGAGCCAAGAAGGCCAGCGCCAAGCAGGAGGCCGGCCCCCCGCGGGCCCAGAAAGAUGUUGUAACGAAUCCAAGCCGCCCGGCCGAGCCCUCCGAAGAGCCCAACCCGACGGAGACCUGCGUGUGCGUGCACUGCUUCCCGGACCUGAAGGCCCUGGGCCAGAGCAGCGACGGGCCGCUGAGGGCCCCCUUCACGUUCUACCAACAAGCCGUCCACAAGGGCCCGACCCCAAAGGGAGCCUCCCUCUGGAGCGAGGACAGCCUGUACACCUCGGGGAUAGAGGUCCACGAGGAGGCGGCAGUGGGAUGAGUCCGCCCGCUAACCGUCAAUCGGACCGUCGGAAAGGAAAACUGAAACGGAUGAAUGUGUCCCAGGCAAAAAUCUAACGUUUGAUAGGAAAUAAAUAAUACUAACAAAGCUACACUGUUUAGUUAAUAACCAUCACAUCACAACAUCUGUUUGAGAUCAGGUUAUUUUCUUAGUUGUAUAUUGUUUCAGAAAUUAGGUCCAUUGGCUUUAUCAUUGUUUUCUUCCCUGUAGUUACUGUAUUUGCUUUUUAAUGAGCUCAACGUCACAGACAGCACUAGACGAUAAAAUGAAGACCGAACUAUCAGCUUGGCCAUUCAACGUCCCACAUCUACACUGGAACACUGGAAAAGCUGCAACAUUUAACAGGCUGAUGCCUAAAAAAGCCAAAGAGAGAAGUAGAAUCUCUGUAAAAAUCUAAAUGAACUUCUGCUACGACAGUUCUCUGGUACGUUGACAGUGAAAGUAGACUUCAAUGAGAACCGGGUGCUGAUCAGUCACGACAUUCAAAAGCAAAAAGUCGGACGAACGCGUAUAAAUACCGCUUAUACUUGUAUACGUCAAUAAAAGAGCAACCCACAGAA